ACACCGACGUACAAUAAUAAUAAUACGGAAGUAAAACAAAAAUCAGGUGACUAGAAGGAAAAACAGCCUGCGCCAUGGAGGAUCAGGAGAUGCAAUUAAAGGUUCGACGAGUGAGUGACAAAUUCACAGAGAGUAUGUACGUUUUGGCUAACGAACCGUCCGUAGCACUGUACAGACUGCAGGAGCACGUCCGGAGGUCUCUGCCUGAACUGGUGCAACACAAGACAGACAUGCAGAGCUGGGAGGAACAGAGUCAAGGAGCUAUCUACUCUGUGGAGUAUGCAUGCAGCGCUGUGAAGAGCAUGACAAACAGCAGUUUGUAUUUCAAAAACAUUGACGGCCUUCUUCGUCGAGCCAUCAGCAUGAAGGAACAGAUUAGUAACUCUCAAGGUCGCAGAUCACAUGAUGUGACCCCAUCACCCAGCCCCCCUAUCCCCUCUCCACAUGCUCCACCCCCUUCCUCAUGAUCUGUGGACAGAUGUUUCCAAGGAAAAGGACUAUGGACCCAGGCAUGCUGAAGGAAGGAGGGGAAAGGUACAGCUCUGGGAUGUGAGGCCACUUCCUGUCUUGCAUUGGUGGUGUUGCCUCUGCAGGGUCUUCCUCGUUUUCUCUUUCAACUGCUGGCGUGGGGUCAAAGGGGGUGACUCCUCUAAUCUCAAUGAAAUGACUGACUCCAGUCACCCCCCCAUCCAAACACCACCCCACAGCACAAGCCAAUCAGCGAAACAGGACGCACCAGCACUGCCAGGUUCAGCAUUAAAAACACUUAAGUCAUGGCCACUCAAAGAGUGCAUUGUUCUCUUGGAGCGGCAGGCUGGAUCAGAAGGGAACGCAGAAGCCCUGUUUUGCCUCUGCUGCUGUGACUCCACAGCUCCAACAGGAGUUUCAGACUCUAGUUUUCAGGUUUUUACGAGUUUGUCACAGGUGGAUGAUGGCAAAGCUGUCCUUAUGUCCAAUUCAGUAACAAAUGCAGCAAUGUCCAACUUUUAAAACGCAAGUAAAUGUUCCCGUUUUCUAAUUUUUUGUUCUUUUUCUCUUACCUGCCAAGUAGACGGAGACCCCCAGGCAGAAUAGACCCACAGCCACAUGUCGUACAGCUCUGCUGUCUAAAUGAAACCAGUCAGCUCUGUUGAAAGAAAGAUAUUAGUGUUUGUGUUUACACUUCAGCGAUGUUUCUUCAUUCUUAAUUGGGGCUUUAGUUAGCAACAUUCCUUUGUGAUAAUCUCAGUAUUGUCAUCCUAAGCAUUAUAUUCUUAGGUAAUUUGUUUAUUUAGUAAAUAUUUUGUGACACUAAUUAUUAUUUCCUGUUUUAUGGAAUGUCCCCUCCGUCAUUAGGGCGGUCCUGGGGUACGCCAUUGAAUGUUUUUAUACUGACGUGAGAACAGGCCAGCUGGAGGGCCACUCUAUUAUUCACCAAGCACUGGUUGAAUAAUAAGAGGAAAACCAUUGUUUAGAUAGAAUUCAUAAGAGUUGAGAGGUUGGGGGUUGACCAACAACACAGCAGCAUGAGGUUAAGAAGCUCUCUUUAUGCUUCUGAAACUGCUCUUUUCACCAAAAACUUACAGUUAAAUUUAGUAUCUAGGACAAGGUUGUACUUUGUUGCACCAUCAACUAAAGAAGACUKUGGACGCAAGGAGGAGCACAUGGAAACAAAUUAAAUUUAAAUUUCAGCUGAGGCAACUGUGUUAGAGCAGAAAUGAGGAGCUAUAGAAGUGCUAGCAUUUCCUUCCUUUUGAACAGAAUGUUUUUGCUACCAAUAAUCAGACUCAAUAAACUAGUUUUAAACCAUG
This is a messenger RNA of Austrofundulus limnaeus, 1790 nucleotides long. It is a transcript of the gene borcs8, whose product is annotated as BLOC-1 related complex subunit 8. The record is from RefSeq and is a predicted model, not a curated record. Gene Ontology annotation, cellular component: BORC complex. The coding region runs from base 75 to 467 and encodes 130 amino acids. NCBI's taxonomy places the organism in Eukaryota, Metazoa, Chordata, Actinopteri, Cyprinodontiformes, Rivulidae. The transcript has 6 exons.